AUGAAAGAAGCUUACGAACUAGCCUCCGCUCAUGCAAAGAACAGUGCAGACAUGGGGAAACAACAGUAUGACAAGAAAGUUAGACAUACCACGCUACGUGAAGGAGACCGUGUUCUUGUGCGAAACAUGACGGAGCGUGGUGGCCCAGGAAAGUUACGCUCUUAUUGGGAGCAAGAAAUCCACGUUGUUACUCAAAAGAGGGAGGAUAUGCCAGUUUACGAGGUAAAACCAGAGACUGGUAAUGGAAGGACAAGAGUUCUGCAUCGCAACCUGCUGCUACCAUGUUCCUUUCUACCUGUUGAGAUACCAUCUAAGCCAUCCAAGGGUCGUCGCACGAUGCCCAGGACAACCCGAAGACAGCAGGAGCUACAAGAGAACACAACCAGAACCACUGAUGAGAACAUCCCUGGGUUAACACCUGGUCAACUUCAAGAAUUUUACGAGUCUACGAGG
Porites lobata is the source of this 453-nucleotide messenger RNA. The record is from the annotation of a GenBank genome assembly. Lineage: Eukaryota; Metazoa; Cnidaria; Anthozoa; Scleractinia; Poritidae.